AAGAGGAGAAAAUUCAGAGUGUCCUCGGUGCACAUCAAAGGUGUGAUGGGUAAAAGCAGUAGCAGCCUGAACCGUUCUGUUGCCUUGUCCUUCCUACCCCAUGACAUGUGCACGGCUGAAGCAACCGCAUCUUUGCUCCAAGCAGAAGAAACCUUCUCAGCAUGCCUGGCACGGAUAGAUGCCCUCAUCCUCAAGCCUUUGCUCCAGGCAGAGCCUCAUGACCAGAAAGGAAAGGAGAAUUUUAAACUGCUCCUUCUGCUGAAUGAUCGAUUUCAAGCUCUCUGGAACUUCACGGAAGAAAAUUACCGGAUGCUCAAGCAAAAAUGCAACGCUUCUGAGUCAUUCUGCAUCCAAGACUUUUACACUGUCUGGAAAGGACACCUGUUUCUAAGCCUCUACAUUCAAUAUUUUGUCACUUUUGCAAACUACGUUGUAAUCCACGGCUUUGAACAUGCUACAAAGAGCAAAAGUGAAGCCUGGAAGCACCAUAAGACAGUACUGAAACAAUUCUUCACAGACUUCACCUCCGAGUCCUCCAUGUCUUUGGCCUUAUACACUGUACUUCACAAGCCAAUCCGGGAUCAUGUUGAACGACAUGUACUGCUCCUUACUGAACUGAACGAGGCACUGAAAGAGGACCCUGAAAAGGAAUUGGUUACCAGUGUUAUCAAGGAGUAUGUGAAGCUCGAGUCCUUCAUCAGCCAAGUCCUAGAUGAAGCUUGUUUUACCAAGGCCCUAUGGAAAUCCCUGGGCUACAAAUUCACGGAUGUGCUCUGUGUUCCCGAAAGACGGCUGCUGGAAGACAGCAGAAAUCUCCCUAUUUCUGCCAGCACGAACCGGUCGGACCGAAUUCUGCUCUUUGAUGAUGUCCUUGUGCUAAUUCAGGGGAACAGCUUUCAGAGUUUUGAUCUGAAGCUUGUAUGGGUAGACAAAAACUGCAGGGAGAAGUCAGCUCCUGGAGCGCAUGUUCUCCGUAUCGUUACACCAGAAGAAACAUUCUUUUUGUCUGCCAAAGAUCCUCAGAUGAAGGCUGUUUGGCAGUGGAAGCUGAACCAAGCCAUCCGCCAGGCUCUCAACGGGAAACGUGACUUCCCACUGUGGGGCAAGACCGGGGAAGGCACCGAGCCUCCGUCCUGCCGCUUCUUCAGCUACGUCUUCAAGCUGGAGGGCAAGUUCAAGAGCGCAACCUAUGAGGGCGAGUGGCACUGGGGAAAGCCACAUGGCAAGGGGACACUGAAGUGGCCUGAUGGACGGAACCAUGUUGGAGACUUCAAAGAGGGGUUGGAGCAUGGAUUUGGAAUAUGCCUUGUCCCACGUCGGUCUGAAGACCGGUAUGACUGCUACAAGUGCCACUGGUCCCAGGGCAAGAUGAGAGGCUAUGGAAUCUGUGAGUAUGGUAAUGAAAUGGUCUACAAAGGCUACUUCAAAGAUGAUAUGCGUCAAGGAUUUGGGAUUCUGGAGAGCACCGCAGCUGAUCGUCCAUUUAAAUACACCGGACAAUGGGAAAAUGACAAGAAGAAUGGAUACGGAGUCUGGGAUGACAAAAACAGAGGAGAGAGGUACAUAGGGACGUGGCAGGAUGAUCACAAACAUGGACAAGGCAUUGUAGUGACCCAGUCAGGAGUCUGCUAUCAGAGGACGUUUCAUGCUGGUAAAAUGGUGGGUUCUGGGAUUCUGCUCUUGGAAGAUGACUCUGUCUAUGAAGGAAACUUCACAGAAGAUCUAACAUUCGUUGGCAAGGGAAAGCUGUCAUUUGCCAAUGGCUUCAUUCUGGAGGGAACCUUUACUAACAAAUCAGGCCAAGGCCUUCAGACUCAAGGCAUCCUGAACACGUCAAAUGAGCAGCUGGAUGACAGGAUAACCAAAGUUCAGUUGGGCCUUGCGGAGUUCCCGGUAGAGAAGAGGUGGAAGGGAAUCUACGACCAGUUCCUGGAGUUCAUCCAGUCUGGCUGCAAAGAAGAAACAGAGGAGUCUUUCACGGGCUUCCACAUACAAACAAGCAAGGAGCUGCGGAAAUCUCAGGAAUACCUCUUCUGCCAAAGAGGAGCUGAGGAUGCAUCCUGGAAGACAGAAGAUAUUCUUGAAGAGCUAGUCAAGCACCAGGAGCUGGCAUCACUACACUGUUAUUUAGACAAAGCGCUGAAGUCUUCUCUGCACCCACUGGGAAAGCUGCUGAAGGCCUUGAUGAUAGCUUUCCAGGCAGCGUAUUCUGGGAUUGGGGCCAACAGACACUUGCUGACUAUGGCUCAGGAGGAAGUCAAGUACUACGCAAAGAAAAUAUGGGAGUUUUACCAGGGCUUGCUCUGUCUGGCACUUGAACAGAAAGGCCAGCUGCCCACAAAGUGUGCGGAUGGAGAGAUGAAUGACCAGAAGGCAUGCAGUAUAGUCCUGCCUCUGAUCCUGCCGUGCUUCUACCCCGAGCUCUUCAUGCUCUACAUGCUCUAUCACGAAAGAGAAGAUGAUCUCUACUGCCAAGGGAUUGUGGACCUAAGCCUGUUUCCUGACAUCAAGCUGCUAGAGUUUCUGGAUGUGCAGAAACAUUUAUGGCCUCUGAAAGAUCUCACCCUGACAACUAACCAGAGGCGCUCCCUUAUCAAGGACAAGUGUUUCCUAUCAGCUACCGAGUGCCUGCAGAAGCUGAUCACUACGGUGGAUCCCCGGGAAAAGCUGGUGAUCCUCCAGAAGACGUAUGAGGAGAUAGAGAGCACGGUGUCUCGAGUGGUUGAGAAGGACUACAAGCUCCCCAUGGACGACCUGCUGCCGCUGUUGAUGUAUGUGGUCUCACGAGCAAAAAUACAGCACUUGGGAGCCGAAAUCCAUCUGAUCAGAGACUUGAUGGACCCCACCAAUCAAGGAGGACUCUAUGAUUUUCUGCUAACAGCACUGGAGUCGUGCUACGAACAUAUUCAGAGGAUGCGGCUCCAUCAGAGAGAGAACUGCCACGGGACUCACAGCCCCUGAACUGGGAGCCCACCGAGUCCACUCUCCCUCCUGCACUUUGCUGACCAGACACUGGUGGAUGAAGAAGCAACCGAGUGGCUGCUGGUUUUGGUUGUCCUCUUGGAAAGGAAGAAUGACUGUUUUUUCAGAUGAGGGUUUCUGUGUCGUUAUGGGAGCAUGUGUUAGUCUCUGCUGAGAUUUUCCUUCAGAAAUUCUUCUCUUGGUGAACUUUGCCCAUUUUUAUU
This is a messenger RNA of Nothoprocta perdicaria, 3185 nucleotides long. It is a transcript of the gene ALS2CL, whose product is annotated as ALS2 C-terminal like. The coding region runs from base 46 to 2961 and encodes 971 amino acids. NCBI's taxonomy places the organism in Eukaryota, Metazoa, Chordata, Aves, Tinamiformes, Tinamidae. The record is from RefSeq and is a predicted model, not a curated record. The transcript has 27 exons.